Messenger RNA from Uranotaenia lowii, 2042 nucleotides. It is a transcript of the gene eIF3l, whose product is annotated as eukaryotic translation initiation factor 3 subunit L. Gene Ontology annotation, biological process: translational initiation. The transcript is spliced from 2 exons. The record is from RefSeq and is a predicted model, not a curated record. The coding region runs from base 130 to 1749 and encodes 539 amino acids. Gene Ontology annotation, molecular function: translation initiation factor activity; protein binding. Gene Ontology annotation, cellular component: eukaryotic translation initiation factor 3 complex; cytoplasm. NCBI's taxonomy places the organism in Eukaryota, Metazoa, Arthropoda, Insecta, Diptera, Culicidae.
CGUCAUCGGGUGUGAAUUCAGAAACAUCUUUCUCUUUCGACGUUCAGGUAGUGAAAAGUUGGCUGCGUGUCCGUUCGUUCUGCUAUUUUUCGGCUAAAUUGCAAGUAAAUCUUAAACUUAAGCAUCAAAAUGUAUGCUAACGACGAUUACGCUGAUGGGGGAUACGAUGAUUACGGAUACGAAGCGGGUGCAGCGGAUGAUGGUAUGUACGAUCGGUCUUAUUAUCCGAUGCAUGACGACGUCAAACGGUUCCUGGUGUACUUCUCCAAUGUAAUUAAAAAUGGGGUUGUGUACGAAAUCCAGAACCUCUACGAGAACACCUUUCCUAAGCUGAGUGAGCAGCAUUUUGAGAAAAAGGCUUGGCCAAGCGAGGAAGAGGUCUCCCACUUGGUGGACAACGAUAGUUUGUUCAUGAUUCUUUACAAGGAAUUGUACUAUCGCCAUUUGCAUGCUCGAAUCCAAGGUGGCCCAUCACUGGAUCAACGUUUGAAUUCGUUCUAUAAUUAUUGUAACUUUUUCAACUACAUUUUACCGUCCAAGGAACCGGUCCAAUUGGAGCUGCCUGAUAUCUGGCUAUGGGAACUGAUUGAUGAAUUCGUGUAUCAGUUCCAAAACUUUGCUCAGUAUAGAGCGAGAUUGACGGAUAAGACCGAUGAGGAAAUGGAUAUGCUAUUGAACAAUAAUAGCAAAGUAUGGAACAUCUUAUGUAUCCUGAACGUUUUGCACUCUUUGGUCUCGAUGUCCAAAAUCAAGGAUCAACUGGAGGCUGCUGCUGCCGGCCGUGAUCCAGAAGAGGUUGCUGGAGAGUUUGGUCGUCAUUCUUUCUAUAAAAUGUUGGGAUACUUCAGUCUGGUUGGACUUCUGCGUGUCCAUUCCCUGCUUGGUGAUUAUCAUCAAGCCAUUAAAGUACUUGAGCCAAUUGAAAUCCAUAAGAAGACUCAGUACUCGCAUAUUCCGGCUUGUCAAAUAUCUACUUCCUACUACGUUGGAUUCGCAUAUAUGAUGAUGAGACGUUAUUCCGAUGCUAUUCGUACAUUCUCAUCGAUUCUGCUGUAUAUCCAACGUACAAAACAAUUGUACAGCACCCGUUCGUAUCAGAACGAUCAAAUUAACAAGCAAACUGAUCAAAUGUACCACUUGUUGGCCAUUUGCUUGGUACUGCACCCACAGUGCAUUGAUGAAUCGAUCCAACAGGUGCUUCGCGAAAAAAACUAUCACGAUAACAUGUACAAGAUGCAGUGUGGCGACUUGGACACCUUCCGUAACUUUUUCAUCUUCGCUUGUCCUAAAUUUGUUUCACCGGUUCCUCCGCCAGCCGAUGCUCCCAUUGACGAUUACGUGAAGGAAGCUCUCGAACACCAGACCAACGUUUUCAUGGAUGAAGUACGUCAGCAACAGGAAUUGCCAACCAUUCGCUCUUAUCUUAAACUGUACACGACAUUACCGCUGCUGAAACUGGCCUCUUUCAUGGACCACAUUCCUCAGGAUGAGAUUGGCGAACAGAAGCUGGAAAAUUUGCUAACCCAUCUACUCUGUUUCAAGCAUAAGAUGAAGAAUAUUGUAUGGACCAAAGGGGCUAGCGGUUUGGAGGGCAAAUUCCAAUCAGGCUCGGAACUGGAUUUCUACAUCGACAAGGACAUGAUUCACAUCGCUGAUACCAAGGUUUCGCACCGCUACGGGGACUUCUUUAUUCGUAAGAUAAUGAAAUUUGAAGACUUGAACCGCCGUCUCCACAAUUUGAAGGGAUAGACGAAUCGAGCAAUAGAUAAACCACUAAUAUAAGCUGAUAAUUUCAAAUGCAGUUUUAUGUACCCUGUAGGAUAAAUGAUAACAUGGAAGGCAGAAGUUAUGAAAAAAUGAGUAUUCAAGGCGAGAUGGGCAUAGCUUAGAAUUAGCCUCAAAAUCUAGCAACACGAAAAAGCGCAUUGUUCAUCUCGCCUUGCUCUGAUUUUUCAUACCUUCUAAUAAAAAUGUUUCACUUAUCACUACGAUCAUCUAUUAUUCGGACCUAAAUAAAACAGAUUCCUUCGGGACAACAAGAA